AUGACCAAGAACAUCUACGGAAUAAUCACAAUCGCCGCCUUGGUCUCCCUCAUUCACUGCGCCUAUUCGGCCGCCCAGGUAAUCCAAGAUCGAGUUGAAAGGAAAUAUUUGGAUAUUUCAGCACCGUUUCUAUCUGCGGCUCACCGAGCAGCCUUUCGUCACCCUUCCCACUGACGUUAUCGUCCAAACUUUGCUUUCUUUGGCGGCUUUGAUCUACGGUGCUGCCUACAUUGCCGGCUCCUUCCAGUACAUCAAGAAAGAUCAAGUACGGAUAAAAUUAUUAUUUUAGAGAGGUUUAAGCAUUUUUUUUUAUUCUUUGAUGUCUUGAAGCGGGAUGUGUAAAAAGAUGAGCGAAAAAUUGGCCCCCAAACUCUUCAUUUUUCAUCAUUUUUCCUAUUCCAAUGUUUCAGCACCACGACAGAACAUGCGACGAAGCCCUCAACUGUCCGUCUUUCAUCACCUUCGAGCAUCGGGCAAAGGCCAUGUCGCCCGGUUUCUACGUCCUCAACAACCUUCGUCAGGAGGUUUCUUUUCCUUGAUCGUUGUAAUUCAUUGUUUAAAGACUUUUUGUGUAACUUUUUUUUGAAAAUAUUAUGAGUUUCAGCGCAAUUCUCGCACGAUUUCCACCGGCGCAGCUUCCUCGACAGAGGGGGUCGAAGUCGAGACGAAUUCGACCACGGACUCCGACUCUUGAACCAAAAACCCACGAAAAAUCUUUGCUCCCUCGGGUCUCCUACUUUCUCUUUUCAGCUUACCUUUUUAUUCUCUCCGUUGUCAUCUCGAGCUUUAUCCUCUCAUGUUUUACAUAAACAGUGCCGUUAUUUUUCAACUCCGCCAAAGUCAAAAACGUCUCCAUUUUCUGAAAAUCUGCCCAAACCUGACUUCAGUCAACUUCCUGGUGCCAGGUACGUCUUUUCGAUUUCUUUGCUUUGAUUUGAUUUCGAUAUUCAGGAUCCCCAAAUCUGCUGCUCAAAAAACUCGUGUCCUUGAAAUUAGCCAAGCCCAAGCUGAUGAAGCCUUCAAAAAUUGUCUAGAAGUGCGUUGAAUAUAACAGAAAUGAAGAAUCUAGUUGAUAUUCAGCUUGUUCGUACUCGAGAUGUCGACAGUUACAUGUCGAUCCUGAUGAUGCCCAAAAAAGUCCAACCCGAGCUCAUUGCGGUGCGUUUGGGGUCCGAGGCAAAUUAUAUUCGUUUCAGAAUGAGAAGAAGUUUGAAGGAGUGAGAGAUUGUAAUCAUAAUAAGUGAAAUUAGUGGAAGCCCCAACGAUGUGACGAAAAUUAUAACCAAUAUAUUCAGAUUUUGUUUUUUUCAUAAGAAAUGUGGAGUUUUCCGACUGCGAAAUACAAAAAAAUGAUAGAAAAAAAUCAAAAAGAAAAAAAUUUCGUUGUUUUUUUGUAUUUACUAAAACCUUUUUUUAUUCAAGUGAUGGACAUUUUUCGUUCAAAAUAAUUUUUAAGCGGUUGUUUCAGUUGCACGCAUUCAACGUGGAACUGGCGAUGGUCCGCGACAAGGUUGACGCCAGAAAAGGCGACACCACGGGGAUGUACCGGCUGCAAUUCUGGCGCGACGCCAUUUCUUCCAUCUACGCACAGUCGAACCUCCCCGUGCCGCGGUUUGCCUUUCUCUCUCAGCCACAAUCCGAAUUUCUCCUGAUCCAGACAGCCCGUGGCCAUAUCUCUCUGCGCCUUUGCUCCCAACGCUCGCCAUCAACUCUUGCAAAAACUCGUCGAAACUCGACAGUCGACCAUCGGCGACAGACCUUUCACCACUACAAAAGCGGUUAGUUUUUGGAUUUUAACCAUUUUUUUAUUGUUUUAUUCAGUGUUUCAUUGGUAGUUUGUGUUAAUUUUACUCAUAAUGGUGUUUUAAUGAUCUAAUUAGCAACUCCAGAGUGGUCCUUAUAGGGACCUUUAACGGCUCCCUUCUAGAGAAGACUUUAUCUCAUCAUAUAGGGGCCACUAAUGAUUGAGUGGUCCAUAGAGGGUUUCUUCCUAGGACCUAUAAGGGCUACUCUGGCGUCCCUCAGUAGGUUAGGUUUUAAUUAUCCAACAAAACCUACACGAAAAAAACGAAAACUUUCGUUCAAAUUUAUGAUUAUUCAGUAAUUUCAAAACAAAUCAAAUUUACAUUUUCAUUCACAAUUGUUCAGUUGACCGACUACGGUCGGUACACUACUGGUUCUCUGCUUACCCUCCAAUUAGAAGCUCUGGCCCGUCAUCUGAAAAUCGAGGCUCUCCCUCAUCUUGAUCACGUCUGCGCGGAUCUCGGCGCCGCCUUCGGGGUAGCGAACUUGAUCAGGUUAGUUUUUGAAGCAUUUUUUACGGUGAUGAUAGAUUAAUCAUUGGGAGGAAAUCGGAAAGUCAGAACCUUACAACUGGAAAAGCUGGGUUUUCAUUGUAGUUUCAAAGCUAUGCGAUUCAAAAAACGGAAAAAACUCCAGAAAAUGAAUUUCAGACGUUUUCCGACAAACUUUGGGUAAAACCGACACAAAAAUUUUUUGCUCCUUUCAAAGUUCAAGCUAUGAUUUGGAGGUCAACAUUGCCACUUUUGUCUCGAGGCGUUGUCCUGCUGCCUUCGGAUCUGAUGUCGCUGCAUGGCGUCACUGCCGACUCCAUCUACAACAAGAAAAAGCCGCAGGAGACCAAAGCGCUCAUCAAGGAUUUGGUCAAGGUGAAAUCAUCAAACCAAAAAAAAAGUGUUGUUCGGAAAAUGCUCUAGGUUUUUUAUGGUUUUUUAUUGCUUUUUUGUUUACUUGUUGAUAUGAAAUCUAUCAAAUUGUUGUUUGAAAAAAAAUUGACUAAGGAAGGCAAUUUCAGGUAGCGGACUCGUACUUGUCGUCGGCGCGUGGGAAAACAAGAACCGUCCCGACAGCGCUCCGACCUGCCCUUUCCGGCGUCGCUGCCAGUACAGACCACAUCCUUCGGGUCCUGAAGAAAGUUUGAAGUCUCUUUAGUCCUCAAAUUCAUUCGAAUCGUCUUCAGAAGGAUUUCGACGUCUACUCGCCUCAUCUACAGCGCCGAAAUCCUUUGAUUUUGUGGCGGUUAUUAGCCCGAAAGCUUACCGGAACUUUUUGA
This is a messenger RNA of Caenorhabditis auriculariae, 3073 nucleotides long. Lineage: Eukaryota; Metazoa; Nematoda; Chromadorea; Rhabditida; Rhabditidae. The record is from the annotation of a GenBank genome assembly.